Molecule: messenger RNA, 458 nt
Organism: Dicrocoelium dendriticum
Lineage: Eukaryota; Metazoa; Platyhelminthes; Trematoda; Plagiorchiida; Dicrocoeliidae
Source: the annotation of a GenBank genome assembly
AACGCGUUCAGCAUAGGUAUUUGAAGGAAGUGGAAAUCUUCACAUGAAAGGAUGGAACAAUGGAAUAGUGGUAUAAUAAGAUCAAAAAAGCCAAAGCUUGACAAGUGCCUGGGAUGGUCCGCAUGAUCUAGAAAUAGCCGUUCAUUCAGGAAAAGCCAAGAUGUGCUUGAAGAAUUCAAAGCCACUGAUGUGCCACAAAGCUUUCGCCGAGAUACCAGAUAUAUGCGAACACAUGGAACCCAAAUGUCCGAUGGAACCUGGUCGCGUUUACACUUAUAACUAUUUAUAUCAGACGCCAAAUAUAUCGGUGAGAGGCGUACCAGUCUACAAACUUUACGAUGAAAAAUGUAACAUGAUUGCAUGCGUUGAACUAGUUGGUGAAAUACGUUCAUCCAAUAAGAACAUAUCCCAACUGACGGAGAUGGACGACUCACAGCCGUGUAAAGACUGAAGCGAAG